Sesamum indicum (sesame) is the source of this 1816-nucleotide messenger RNA. RefSeq names its product lysm domain GPI-anchored protein 1 precursor (gene LYM1). The record is from RefSeq and is a predicted model, not a curated record. NCBI's taxonomy places the organism in Eukaryota, Viridiplantae, Streptophyta, Magnoliopsida, Lamiales, Pedaliaceae.
UGAAUACUGAUGAUGAUAUGUAUCUAUGUACCCUCACACACACAGUAGAGUGUACUGUUUCAAAAAAACCUUUGUCCCCUCCGCUGCCUCUCUCUUUUCCCUUUGCCCUUCCUCCACUCUUUCAAAUACCUUUCCUCAUCUCUCUCUCUCUCUCUCACACACACACACACACACGAACAGUUUGAGGAGUGAGCGUCUUGAACUGGGUUUGGAUGACCUGAACUCAAACUCAAACAACCACCUCUUAACACUCUUUUCACUUGAAGAAACUCAGACACACAUUCGAGCAAAGUCCCCACAAACAUAGGCUAUCUUCUUGAGCAACCCACUCUUUUGGCAAAUCCCAGUUCAGGUGAAACAUUCUUCUCAGUUCGACACUGUCCACGCCCCAGUUUGAAGUCUAUUUUUCCACCCCAUAAAAUGCCCCCACUUCUCCCAACUGCGACCCUCCUUUUCCUCCUUACGCUCGGUGCGUUUCUCCCACGCGCCGCCUCUAAAUCCACCAUUGAACCAUGCUCCAACUCCGACACUUGCUCCUCCCUCGUGGGUUACACCCUCUACACCGACCUCAAAGUCUCCGAAGUCGCCUCCCUCUUCUCCGUUGAUCCCAUCUCCCUACUCUUGACCAACGCCAUCGACAUUUCCUACCCUGACGUCGAGAACCACAUUCUUCCCUCCCAACUCUUCCUCAAAAUCCCCAUUCCUUGUUCCUGCGUCGACGGCAUCCGCAAAUCCAACUCUGUUUCCUACAAGACCCGCCCCUCCGACACACUCUCCUCCAUUUCCUCCGCCGUCUACGGCGGCCUCGUCUCGGCUGAUCAGAUUAAGGAGGCGAACUCUAAGGCCGAGCUCUCGGAUCCUUCGGUGAUCGCUGUUGGGACUCAGCUGAAUAUUCCGUUACCGUGUACUUGCUUUAAUAACACUGACAACAAUUUGCCUGCGGUUUAUAUGUCGUAUGUGGUGAAGGAUGUGGACACCUUGGCAGGAAUUGCGGCAAGGUAUGUCACGACUGUGAGUGAUUUGAUGAAUGUGAAUGCGCUGGGGAGUGCGGAGAUUAAGGAUGGUGAUAUUCUUGCCAUUCCGUUGUCUGCUUGUGCAUCAAAUUUCCCAACGUAUGCAAAGGACUAUGGCUUGGUCGUCCCAAAUGGGAGUUAUGCCAUAACCGCUAGUCACUGUGUGCAGUGCAGUUGUGGACCAGGGAGUCGCAAUCUAUACUGCAUGCCGGCUUCAUUAGCAGUUUCUUGUUCGAGCAUGCAAUGCAGAAGUAGUAAUCUGAUGUUAGGAAACAUAACCACGCAACAAACCAGUGCUGGUUGCAAUGUGACUUCUUGCAAUUACAGUGGCUUUGUGAAUGGGAGCAUUGCUUCUACACUGUCCACAUCCCUCCAACCUAGAUGCCCAGGAACCCAGCAGUUUCCUCAACUAAUUGCUCCACCUACAGUACUCCCAGAUUCGGUAUUUUCUCCAGCACCAGCACCAUCAGAGUCUGGUGGUAUUCCAACAACCAACCCAAAAUCCUCUGUAGUGCCCUCAUCUGGUGCAGUUCUUGGAUUUCCACCAGCAGGUGGACCAACCGGAAGUCCCUCUGGUUCCUCCGGUGCUGGCUUCUUAACGGACCACUCAAUUAGCUUUCCGAUUAUGCUUGUAUUAGGUCUGUUUGUGAAGUUUGUAUUAUCAUUCUCAUUGUAAUUUCCUCAUUUGCGUGGCGGGACAGUGGGACGUUUUGCUUGGUUUGGUUCAUGGUUCUAUGAGUAUGUUGUAUUUAAACAUUUAUCACUUUUGUUUGAAAAUUUUAGAUGCAGAUGACCAGUCAUUC